Molecule: messenger RNA, 1053 nt
Organism: Penicillium canescens
Lineage: Eukaryota; Fungi; Ascomycota; Eurotiomycetes; Eurotiales; Aspergillaceae
Product: sugar phosphate isomerase/epimerase family protein
Exons: 2
Coding region: 1-1053 (350 amino acids)
Source: RefSeq, a predicted model, not a curated record
AUGUCCCAAAUCACCUUUGACAGCCUCCAAAAUAUCCCUCUCUCCUACGCCUCAUGCUCAAUCGGUUGCAGUCCUACCCAUACACUCCCUCGCAGACUUGAAGCCAUCAGCGCCGCCGGCUUCAUAGCGAUCGAGCUAUCCUUCCCCGACAUCCUAGAAUAUGCCACCCAAUUCCUCGGCCGCCAAGUCGCCCCGAACAACUACCCCGAGUUACUCCCAGUAGCAGGCGAGAUCCGCAAGCUAUGCAAAGCAAACAGGCUAUCAAUCAUGAUGCUGCAGCCAUUCUCGAACUUCGAGGGUUGGAGUAAGGGUGCGGUAGAGCGGGAAGAGGCGUUUGCCCGUGCGACAGGCUGGAUGGAGAUUAUGGAUGUUGUCGGGACAGAUUUGUUACAGGUCGGAGCAACAGAUACACCCAAAGAACACCCCAACUUCAAAUGCAACAAAGAAGAAAUAAUCUCCGACCUCCGCACCCUCUCGGACAUCCUCUCAAAACGCAAUUACCGCCUCGCCUACGAAAACUGGUGCUGGUCCACCCACGCCCCAGACUGGAAAAGCGUAUGGGAAAUCGUGCAAGCGGUCGACCGCCCAAACUGCGGUCUAUGCCUCGACACAUUCCAAAAAGCAGGCAGCGAAUGGGGCGACCCGACUACGUCCUCAGGGAUAAUGGAAGAUGUAUCAAAAUCCGAGCUGAAGAAGCGGUUUGACGCGAGCUUGGAUGAGCUCGCCCGGACCUUGCCCGCGGAUAAGAUCUAUCUGCUGCAGAUCUCGGAUGCGUAUAAGGUUUCGCCGCCAUUGGACGAUAAGACUGUUGGUGGAUUGAGAGCGAAGGGUCGGUGGAGUCAUGAUUAUCGGCCUAUGCCGUAUAGCGGCGGGUAUUUGCCUAUUGAGGAUGUUGCUAGGGCUGUUUUGAGGACUGGGUUCCGGGGGUGGUUUUCUAUGGAGAUUUUUGAUAGUGGGCCGCAGGGCACUGGGAAGAAGUAUGAUAUGGGCUCGUUUGCUAAUAAGGCUAUGAAAAGUAUGCAGGCUUUUUUAAAGAAUUGUGCUACGGAUUGA